This is a messenger RNA of Alternaria burnsii, 2160 nucleotides long. RefSeq lists its product as uncharacterized. The record is from RefSeq and is a predicted model, not a curated record. NCBI's taxonomy places the organism in Eukaryota, Fungi, Ascomycota, Dothideomycetes, Pleosporales, Pleosporaceae. The transcript has 2 exons. Bases 1 to 2160 code for a protein of 719 amino acids.
AUGGAGGAAACUACCUCGCCGCCUGCCCACACAUGCGCACAUUGUGCGGACAUAGUAUUUCCAGGAAGCUCGGAAAAGAUACAUGUAUCUCGUAUGGGCUCACUGGAAGAUCCAUUCAGUAAUCUUGACUUCCGUGAGAAGAUCCUGACUCGCCUGGGUCUCUCUCUGGCGGAUCUUAGGCUCAAAGCCAACGCCGGGUGUGACUUUUCGCAAUACCUCAAAGACGAAAUAGAGCACAAGAUGUACAAAGGCGCAGAUCCUAAUGCAAUCCAGCUGUACAUUCAUCUGGAUUGUCUUUCGAUAUUUAUUGAGCCCUUGAUAUGUCUACAAGACCUUCAUCUUCCGGAUAACGUCUUUGAGGGUAGAGAUGUGAGUCGCUGCUUUGUGUCUACUGGAUGGCACAGAGGUCUGCCCUACAUAUACUGUACCUUGGCUAACAUAACAGGAGAUGAUUCUCAUGAGGAAAUAAAGAUCCGCAAGUCGAUUGUUCAAGAUCCGCUUUCAGAUCGUACUGUAACAAAUGUGCGAGAUUGGUUAAAGCGUUGUGAAGACGAGCAGCAUGGCUACCACAAGAUCUGCUCGUUGAGCGAGCGUGCGUAUGUUCCAACUCGCCUGAUCAAGAUAUCAGGGCCUCCAGACCAGCUACAGUUGAAAAUCGUUUGUCGCGACGAUCUGGAAGAACAUGACGUGUCAAGAUAUGUAGCCUUGAGUUAUUGCUGGGGUGGCGAUCAAACGAACAAGCUGACACAAGAAAAUCACGGUCUUUACAAGAAGAACAUUGCUUGGGAAACUCUACCAAAAACCAUUCAGGAUGCUGCAAAAACAGCCCAGGCACUGGGUUUCCAAUACAUCUGGAUCGAUUCGAUGUGCAUCGUUCAGAAUAGUAAGGAAGAUAAGAAGGCUGAAAUCAAUCAGAUGACGAAGGUCUAUGCUCAUGCGACAUUGACGGUAGUCGAUAGUAGGGGCGACAGAGUGACUGAAGGCUUCCUGCAUCCCAGAACUCUCCCUUCCGGAACUACUUCUAUCCAAUAUCGAACAGAAGACGGUCAAACACAGCGUUUGACUUUAUUAUUCAAUCAUGCGUCUAAUGUGGAGGAAAGUGUUGCUGUAAACACACGAGGAUGGACUCUGCAAGAGUACCUCCUUUCUCGUCGCCGACUCAUUAUUGGCACUUGGUCAACAGAGUGGCAUUGUCGAAAGAAAGAUGAAAUUCACACAGAUGGGUGGGCACGUAGCACUCGUAUGGGACCCUCAGCAGGUAUUCCAUAUCACGUCGAGGAUGAAGGUUGGGCAGGCCCCGGCCCCUUUGGAUCCAAAGAAGCCGAGUCUGUCUACAGCAGUAGCUUCAUCAAUGCAGCUAUGUUCUUCUCGGUAAAUCCAGGAUAUCCCCCCGGGCAGGUGGACAAAGUGCUCGUCUGUUUUUCCUGGAUCGUAAUCGUUACAUCUUACAGUAAGCGGUCGGUGACAGAAUCAGAAGAUAGAAUCCUUGCUCUAUCUGGAAUUGCUGAGAGGUUCGCAAAUUUGGUAUCGGGACGAUAUAUAGCAGGCAUUUGGGAGAACAUGAUGCCUUCGUGCUUGUACUGGUACAAGUUUGGUCGGCCUGUUGAUAGACCGGUCAAAUACCGAGGUCCGUCCUGGUCAUGGAUAUCGAUUGAUGGGCAAGUCGAGCACAUCUUCAGCGAUAACUGCCUGUGCGAGAUUCUUUCCGUUGAGUACAUGCUCGAGAAUGCUGAAGCUCUCUAUGGAGCUGUGCGUAAUGCCACGCUUCAUAUCAAAGGUCCUGCUCUUAGUAUCGAAUGGCGAUACACAAGACAAGAUAGGCAGGAACAGGAAGAUAAGGAACUACAGGAAGACCUGAGCGAGCUUAGAUGGUUCCGGGAUGGCAGCGAUGAUCCUCAGGGUCUUCAGUUGUCAGUGCAACUCGACGCUCGAGAACAGACAGCAGAAUGGGGAGAGAUCGUUCUGUUGGCUUACGGAUUCUUCAACCACGGUCUGGGUCAUCAGGACUCUUGGUGCAUAGCCCUCACUAAGGUAGACCAAGUUGAAGUCGACAACAAGCCUCGGCAUCGAUUCCGCAGAUUGGGAUUUGUCCAAUUUUUCGAUUUUUCUCCUCUCCCACAUGUCGAAAGUUGGCCAGUAAGCUCCUACUAUGUGAUCUGA